This is a messenger RNA of Apis florea (little honeybee), 2404 nucleotides long. RefSeq names its product putative ATP-dependent RNA helicase DDX55 homolog. NCBI's taxonomy places the organism in Eukaryota, Metazoa, Arthropoda, Insecta, Hymenoptera, Apidae. Gene Ontology annotation, molecular function: RNA helicase activity; ATP binding; nucleic acid binding. The record is from RefSeq and is a predicted model, not a curated record.
AAUUGAAUUACGGCCUUAGACCUAGUCGUGUAUAUAAAAGAAAUGAAGGCAAAGACGAUCCUUAUCUGAGAGAUAGUUGAAUGUGUGGCAUCGUUAGACACAAAUUUUAUAUGGAAGAGAUUUAAAAAAAAACAUCAAAAUAAACUCAAUGUGUUAAAAGCCAAUUUGUAUAUGAUGAUUUAUUAUUUUUGAUGUCCUAUUUAAAUUCUAAUCGUAAAAAAUUAUAUAUAUUUUAUUAUAUUAUAUAGAUAUCCUUGUAUCCUUCAUAUUCAGUUUAAUAAUAAUUUAUAAUAUUUAAAAUAGAACAAAGCUUUUAAUAAUAAAAUAUAAUAAAGAAAUUGAAAAAGUAAAAAAUUCAUAUAUGUAAAUAAUCUAAAAAUGUAUAAUGAAAUUAUUAAGAUAACCUAUGUAUUAUCUCAUUCAUGAACUAUAUUAGUAACGAUAUAUUCAAUAUAACCUAUAAAUCAAAAUUACUUAAAAAUAAAUAUUUAAUAUUAAGAAUAAAAUAGAAUUAUAUCUCUUUUAAUUUCUUAAUUCAAAAAAAUUUUAUAAUUUAUAAUGAAAACACAAAAUUGGAGAGAAUUGCCUUUAAGCGACUCUGUACUUAAAACUAUUGAAGAAUUAAAAUUUACUUAUAUGACACCUGUGCAGGCAGCUUCUAUACCAUUAUUAUUAAAAGGAAAAGAUGUUGCAGCAGAAGCAGUAACAGGGAGUGGAAAAACAAUUGCUUUUUUAGUUCCAUUAUUAGAAAUAUUACAGAAAAGAAAAGAGAAAUGGAAACCUACAGAAAUUGGAGGAAUAAUAAUUAGCCCUACAAGAGAAUUAGCUGUACAAAUAAAUGAAGUUUUACAGAAGUUUUUAAACAAUAUACCAAAUUUAAAACAAAUAUUACUUGUCGGUGGUACAACAAUUGCAGAAGAUGCAGAUAGACUUAAAGCAGGAGCAAAUAUUAUUGUAGCUACACCUGGUAGAUUAGAAGAUAUAUUAUCUAACUGUAAAAUUAUAAAUCUAGCAGCAUAUAUAAAAUCUUUGGAAAUAUUGAUCUUAGAUGAAGCUGAUAGAUUAUUAGAUCUAGGUUUUUCUACAGCAUUAGAUACAAUUUCUUAUUUACCACGUCUUAGAAGAACAGGUUUAUUUUCUGCAACUCAAACAAAAGAAUUACAACAAUUAAUAAGAGCUGGUCUUAGAAAUCCAUCUUUGAUAACUGUUAAAGAAAAACCAAAUAUUUCUACACCAUCAAAUUUAAAAAAUAAUUUUAUUAUUGUAAAUACUGAAUACAAAUUUUCUACAAUGAUAGAUUUUAUUCAGCAUAAGGGAACUAAUUUAAAGUAUAUGAUUUUUUUAUCUACUUGUGCAUGUGUUGAUUAUUUUAAUCAUAUUGUACAAGCAAUGUUGCCAUCUGUGCAAGUAUUUGCAAUUCAUGGUAAAAUGAAAAAUAAGCGAUAUAAAAUAUUUAAUGAAUUCCGAAACAUCAAAACUGGUAUUUUAAUUUGCACAGAUGUAAUGGCUCGUGGUAUUGAUAUUUUAGAAGUGGAUUGGGUAUUACAAUAUGAUCCUCCUUGUUCAGCUAGUAAUUUUAUUCAUAGAUGUGGAAGAACUGCUAGGAUAGGUAAUGAAGGAAAUGCAUUAUUAUUCCUUUUAGAAACCGAAGAUGCAUAUGUAGACUUUAUUAAAAGAAAUCAAAAAGUAGAAAUACAACAAAUAGUUUUGGAAUCAUCCAUAAUUUCAUAUGAAAAGUGCUUAAAAUGUAUGAGAGAUUUACAAAAACAAGAUCGAUUUCUUUUUGAUAAGGCUAAUAGAGCAUUUGUAUCAUAUAUUCAAGCAUAUAAUAAACAUGAAUGUAAUUUAAUAUUAAGAUUGAAAGAUAUUGAUUUAGGAAAGCUUGCAAUGAGUUUUGGUUUAUUGCGAAUGCCUCGUAUGCCAGAACAAGGAAAAGAUACAUCAAGUUUUGGAGAAGAACAUGUUGAUAUAAAUUCCAUUGCAUAUUCAGAUAAACAAAAAGAAAAAAGUCGCUUAGAAAAGUUAAAAAUUUUUCGAGAUACUGGAAUAUGGCCUAAGAUACAUAAAAGUAAACGCAAACAAACAGAACCAUGGUCUGAAGCUAAAAAGAAAAAACUAGAAAGACAAGAAAAUCGUAAAAGAAGAAAAGAAAAAAAACUAAAACAAAAAAUGUUAGUAAACUCAGCAAAAAAACAAAAAAGAAAAAUAAAUGAACAAGACAUUGAAGAUCUAGCAAAAGAUAUAGCAUUAAUUAAGAAAUUAAAAAAAAAGAAGAUUUCUCAAGAAGAAUUUGAUGCUGCUUUUGGAAUUGACUAAAAAAUUUAAACUAAAUAAUAAAUAAAUAAUUACAAAAAAUAUUAUUAUUAUGUAUAUUUAUAUAUAGAAAAUAUUAUCAAUAAAUAAA